This is a messenger RNA of Metarhizium brunneum ARSEF 3297, 1434 nucleotides long. RefSeq lists its product as uncharacterized. NCBI's taxonomy places the organism in Eukaryota, Fungi, Ascomycota, Sordariomycetes, Hypocreales, Clavicipitaceae. The record is from RefSeq and is a predicted model, not a curated record.
AUGGCUCUCACAAUCCCGAUACCAGAAGGGCCCUUCGAGUCCAUCGCCUUCCUCGGAGAUCGUACGGACUGGCCAGCCUGGUUUGACGAUGUCACCGCCAUCUCAAGGGCCUUGGAUAUUUGGAAAUAUGUCGAUCCCGACGGCAAAGACCACCGUCUGAACGAACCCAUCAAGCCUACCGUCCCGAAACGACCCAACUUAAAACAGUUUCCGGCUAGAGGGCAGUACGAGACGGACAAGGUGUACGAUUUGCGGGUUGAGCAGGCGAGGCAUGCUCAUUCUCUCUCUACACGAGAAUACGAUGUCUUGUAUGAACAGUACCGCAUGGACACUGCUAAAUACUUGAGCGACCUUGCUGGUUACACGGCCGCCAAAGACGGUCUUCAAAAGCUGUACAAAAUCAUUUACAGAAGCAUCCCUGAGAGAUGCCGUGCCUACAUGAGACUAGAUGGAGCAGAGACGCCCCGUGAUAUGAUCCUGUGUCUGAGGUCGAGAAUCAACCCCCCCUCGGAUGAAGAAAGGGCGUCGAUUGCUCAGCGACAAUUUGACAUCAAUUUGAGAGCUCAGCCUACGGAUGACAAGCAAGUAUUCAUCGAGGCCAUUGCCCUGGCCGCCGUCGAACUGCAUCGACUCCAAGCGUCAACGUUUCAUGAGGCUGUCGCAGUCGAGGACCUGAUCAAGUCUUUCCAGACAAUUGAUAAGCCCUUGGUAGAUGCGUGGACUCGCAAGCUAGAUGGGGCCCCUGGACGAGCCUUCGGCACGGUGCUUGACAUCGUCGAAGAAUUCAAGUACAAGAUGCGCAUACAGGAUGACAAGCCCUAUCUUAAGGACCUGUCUGGUGCCACACCCGCUUCGGCCUCUGUUUCCGGUGGCACAACGCUUGGAGAACCGGAGCCACCAAUCUCCGUGGAGGUCGAGACGCGGAAACCCCUUGUUCAAAAUCACACAGCUAAACAGAAUGGAGUUGACUCGGCAAACCCGUCCAAGAAGGCAAAGAAGGUCAAGCAAGACGCAGUUGUCGCCGACGAGCAACAGCCCAAAUUCGAAAUGGCAGAGAGGGAAGCUUCGUUCAACGAUAAACCCUUCAAGUCCAAGAACGGUGGUUCAGAUCACCCGCCUACAGAGAAAUACUCCAAGUCCAAGAAGAAGGACCAAUCGAACGGCGGUCUUGCUAAGCAAACCUGCCCAGGCUGUCAGUUAAGACAUGUUAUCCGGGGCGACGCCUGGUGGGAGAGCUGUUACGUGUACUACGAACUCGAGGAUUUGGGUAAUGUGCCGGAGCAUUUCACCGUCACCGACAGGAAAUUGGAUUUGGCCUUCUCUCGACUGGAGGAUUUCCCUGAUGAGCGUAGACGGGCAAGUGAGUGGGCGGGAAAACAGAGUGGACAGAAUGGCGCGAAGGAGCCAGAGCCUGCCGCGUUCAAUCUGUGGUGA